ACGGCUGUGAUGGCGUGUGGAGAAUGAACCCGGAAUCACGCAGAGGCGGGGGCCACGAGGGUCAAAAAAAAAAAAAAGGAAGAUGCUUUGGAAUAUACCUUAUGACCGCGCAACCGCAUAAUGGUUUAAUUUUCUCCAUUACUUUCCCUCCUCUUUCUUCUUCUAUCUUUUGUUUUCUCCCUCAAUCUGUCCACACCCAAAUUAUUACGCCCUGUUCGUCUUUCAUCCAUCUUCCACCCCUUUUAAACCCUAUCCGCAUUCGCCAUCACAGUCCCAAUUACAAUCACUAUCACUCCCUUAAUCUUUCUCUUUUUCUUCUUCCACUCUCUUACGCAAACGCAAACGCCUUUUCUUUCUCUUUUACUUUCCUCAAACCAAUUUCAAAAAAUUAAAAUGAGCAGUGCCAUAUCUGAAGUUGAACAGGAAGAGUUGCUUGAAAAAUUGGAGGUUUUCAAAUUCAAAGGCAGGGAUAAGCAUGGCCGCAAGAUCCUUCGCAUUAUCGGCAAAUUCUUCCCUUCGCGGUUCGUUACCGUUGAGGUUCUGAAGAAGUACCUGGAGGAGAGAGUUUUCCCCAAGCUUGGGAAGAGGAAAUUCGCGGUGUUGUACGUGCACACCGGCGUUCAGAGGAGCGAGAAUUUUCCUGGAAUCUCUUCACUGCGAUCGAUCUACGACGCGAUUCCGGCGAACGUGAAGGAGAAUCUCGAAGCCGUGUAUUUUAUCCACCCUGGCUUACAGUCACGCCUUUUUCUCGCAACCUUCGGUCGCUUCCUCUUCAACGCUGGGUUGUAUGGGAAGCUGAGGUACGUGAGCAGGGUUGAUUAUUUGUGGGAGAAUGUUAGGAGGAACGAGGUGGAGAUUCCGGAGUUUGUGUUUGAUCACGACGAGGAUUUGGAGUACCGUCCGAUGAUGGAUUACGGGUUGGAGAGUGAUCAUGCAAGGGUGUACGGUGGAGCUCCUGCUCUUGAUUCGCCCGUCACCACUUAUUCCAUGAGGUGCAUCUCAUAGGAUUCCUUUCCUCGAUUCAUUAAUUCUCUGCGCCUGUUGUUUUGUACUAUAGGUGGCUGCCUUUGUCGUCGCUCGUGGACUGGGCCUCCCUGGUAGUUAUCCGGGCCCAUACUGUGGGAAGGUUGAUAUUGUGCAGAAACAAAAAAAAAAAGGAAAAAGAAUAGUUUUUUUUUU
Molecule: messenger RNA, 1179 nt
Organism: Abrus precatorius (Indian licorice)
Lineage: Eukaryota; Viridiplantae; Streptophyta; Magnoliopsida; Fabales; Fabaceae
Product: ganglioside-induced differentiation-associated protein 2
Exons: 3
Coding region: 394-1005 (203 amino acids)
Source: RefSeq, a predicted model, not a curated record